Messenger RNA from Melanotaenia boesemani (Boeseman's rainbowfish), 5841 nucleotides. RefSeq names its product ADAM metallopeptidase domain 9 (gene adam9a). Lineage: Eukaryota; Metazoa; Chordata; Actinopteri; Atheriniformes; Melanotaeniidae. The transcript has 24 exons. Gene Ontology annotation, cellular component: plasma membrane. Gene Ontology annotation, molecular function: metalloendopeptidase activity. Gene Ontology annotation, biological process: proteolysis. The record is from RefSeq and is a predicted model, not a curated record. The coding region runs from base 356 to 2851 and encodes 831 amino acids.
GCUACUUUGACGGCUUCAGAUCCAAGGAGAGAAAUAUGUUCCGCUGACGGAGAGGACGGACUUUACUCCAGAAGGACGCAGUCCUACAAACAUCCACCGCGGGUUUGAUUCCGGACGAACGCACGUGAAGCAGCAACCGGAAAGACUUUGUUUCCGGUCGGGACAGUGAGCUGUUAUUGGUGGAUCAUCGGCUGGGACGGGCUGGAAUGGCUCGGCCGAGGAAGAAAACCUCCGCUGGGUGUUUGGUGUGAGGCUCUGAGGGAGGAGCGGACUGGGAGGAACAUUACAAACUGCAGAUAAGAGGAAGAGAUUGAGGAAGAGGAGGACAGAGCUUUUAGAAAAGAAGAGGAAGAAGAUGGGAGGAAGAGUGGAUCUGCUGGAGGUCUGCUGCCUGCUGCUGCUGCUCAGCGGAAACUAUUACUGCAGAGGUGAGGAAGACUCUCAGCAGACUGAACACCUGUCCUCGUACCAGCUGACCGUCCCCCGGCCAAUAGGAGGCAGGCUGAGGAGGGAGGUGGACGGACAACUACCUAAUCAGGUGUCUUACAUCAUCACCGUGGAUGGAAACGAUCACAUCGUUCAUCUAGAAAGAAACCAGUUGCUGCUGCCUGCAGAUUUCACCGUUUUCACCUACAGUCAGAAUGGAUCCCUGAUCACGUCCCGACCACCUGUCCAGGACCACUGUCAGUAUCGGGGCUUCGUUCAGGACAUGGGAGGCUCGGCUGUGGCUAUGAGCAUCUGCAACGGCCUCAGAGGAGUGUUGCAUCUCGCUCACGACAGCUACGGGAUUGAACCGUUAGACUCCGCCCCUGACCAGCAUCUGGUGUACCGCCUACAGGAUGUGACAUCACAGCCCCGGGGAUGUGGAAUGCCUCACCAUGACCGUGAUCCCAGCAACACCACGGAGCAUGCUCAGUACGAACCAGAGGAAAUCCACCACAGACCCCACAGCAGGAUGAAGCGAGCUGUUCUCCAUAAGACCCACUACGUGGAGCUGCUGCUGGUGGUGGACAACGACAGGUUUAACUACAUGAACAGGAACGAGACGGCGGUGAGGGAGGAGAUGGUCCAGCUGGCCAACUUUGUCGACAGCAUCUACAUGCAGCUCAACAUUCGGAUGGUCCUGGUCGGUCUGGAGAUCUGGACUCAGCAGAACCUGAUCAGCACAGAUGGAGCAGCUGGAGAAGUGCUGAGUCGCUUCACGCAGUGGAGGGAGAAGGAGCUGGUUCCCCGCCGCCGGCAUGACUCAGCACAACUCAUCCUGAAGAAGGCGUUUGGGGGAACAGCAGGAAUGGCGUUUGUCUCCACCGUCUGCUCCAGAAGUCAUGGAGGAGGAAUCAACUCGUACACCAACAACAACAUCCUCUCCUUCUCCUCCAUCGUGGCUCAUGAACUGGGACACAACCUGGGGAUGAACCACGACGACGGGCGCGCCUGCACCUGCCCCACCGCCGCCUGCAUCAUGAACUCUGGAGCCACAGGAUCCAGAAACUUCAGCAGCUGCAGCGCCGACGACUUUGAGAAGAUGAUCUUGUUGACGGGAGGGUCGUGUCUCCUGAACGUCCCUCGGCCUGACGAGGCCUACAGCGCCCCCUACUGUGGAAACCGGCUGGUGGACGUCGGAGAGGAGUGUGACUGCGGAUCAGAGAAGGAGUGUGAGGCGGACCCCUGCUGUGACUAUAAGACCUGCAAACUGAAGUCUGGAGCUCAGUGUGCGUAUGGAGAGUGCUGCUACAACUGCCAGUAUCUCCCAGGAGGAACCGAGUGUCGGGCCAGUAAAGACGAGUGCGAUCUACCAGAGUUCUGCAACGGCUCCUCAUCCCUCUGUCAGAGUGACGUCUUUAUCCAGAACGGCCAGCCCUGCAGGAACCAGCUGGCCUACUGUUAUAACGGGAAGUGUCAGCUCCACGAUGGACAGUGUCGGGCUAUAUUUGGAUCCAAGGCGAAGGCAGCUCCUGAAAUCUGUUUCAAAGAAGUCAACAGUAAAGGAGAUCGCUUUGGAAACUGUGGCUACACCACCUAUGGCUACAAGAAGUGUGAGAGCAGAAACGCUUUGUGCGGGAAGCUGCAGUGCUCUAACGUUCAGACGGUGACGGUCUUUGGCAUUGAACCGUCCAUCAUUAGCACGCCGAUCGGCGGGGCCAAAUGUUACGGGGUGGAUUUCAUGCUGGGCACGGACGUCCCCGACCCGGGGAUGGUAAACGAAGGGACUAAAUGUGGAGACAACAAGGUGUGUAUAAACUUCGAGUGUCGCAGUGCUGACGUUCUCGGCUACGACUGUGAUGUGGAGAAGAAAUGUUAUGGACACGGGGUGUGCAACAGUAACAAGAACUGUCACUGUGAGGAUGGCUGGGCUCCGCCUUUCUGCCAGUCCUCAGGUUACGGAGGCAGCGUGGACAGCGGACCCACCUGGAAUGAUAAGGACACGUCUCUCAGGGAUGGCCUUCUCGUCUUCUUCUUCCUUGUUCUUCCUCUGCUUGCGUUGGGUGCGUUUGUUUUCCUGCACAGGAACGAGCUGCUGCGACGGUUUGGACUGAGCUGGAGGAAGAGGUCACAGGGAUACCAGGCUGAUAGUACAGCUUCAGCCAAUCCGAGCAGAAGACCACCUCCAAGAGCACAGCCUCCUGUUGUUGCCCAGGACAACGAGAAAAGAAUUAAUAAAGAUGGGCUUGUGUUUCCUCCACAUGUGAAGCAUCGCGCUCAGCUGCUGCCACCAUCUGAGGUGGUGGAGACCAGCAGGACAGCCCCCACCUUCGCUGCUCGGCCUCCUCCUCCUCCUCUAAAACCUAAACCUUCUCCUGCAUCGCAGCCUCUGGUGCCUCAAAGACCCGCCCCGCCUCCACCUGUUUAACCAAUCAGGAGUUUCCUAAUCACACCUGGAUGACAGCACUUCUCCUCUUCACCUUUAAGCUCAGGCUCCUCCCACUCAGAGCCACUGCGAACUGGACCGGAACACCGGUAAUGUGAAAUGAACAGGAACACAGCGGGACUGAACCGAAGCAGCUGCUCUGUGUUUUCCUCUGACCGAGACCCAUCAGGUGAUUUACCUGUUAAACAACCAGCCAAUCAGAACACAGAGACAUUCACUUAUACUUUUAACUAUGCUAGUUGGUUAGCAUGCUAGGUAGUUAACAUCUAUUUUUCCAAUUUUGAGAACAUCAAGGAAGAGCAGAAAUUCUUGUAUUUUAAGAGAUGCAGAACACUGCUUUACUCUAUAUAUCUUUAUUUUGGGAUUUUACCGGAGCGAAUUUGCAUUAUAUUCAAUUUUUUUAUACCCGUAUUUACCAUCUACCAGUACUUUUCUCAGCUUUAACGUUCAUCCUGUUCCUAUCUCCUUAGGAUCCACCUCCCUGAAAGCCCACUUUCUUCUGAUUGGCUGAUGUAUUGAGGGGCAGUAACCAGUAUUCAUGAGCUGGCUGUAAACAGAAUCUGAUGCAAAGUUUCCAAAAAAUCUGAAAUUUUUCAUAGAAUUCUUUCAACCUUUGUUAGCGCUGAACUAACAUUUACUCAUCUUUUAUUAGAGAAAAGUCCAUUUUAACUGAUAGCUACGUAUAAUAAAUGUGAUAUUUUUAUUAGACUUUUCUUAAAGAGAUUAAAAUUAUAAAAGAAAUGUAACAAAAAACCUCCACAGACUCGGAUUAGAAAGUUGUCUGUAAUUCCAGUUUUAUAGGUCGUUUCCCUUGAAGGCUUCCAGUGACGGACCAAUUAGAAGAAAGUGGGCUUUUUAGGGCGGAGCUCUUAAAGAGACAGGAGUUUCAGUUUCAGAGGAUGAACUGAAGGAUCACGGUAAGGACCAGUUUGAAGAAAGUUAUUCUGCUGGUUUCCCAGAAUAAAAAUAUCCACCUGUGAUCUGAUUGGUUGACCGAAAUUCUUGUCUUACCGACAGGUCAUAAGAAACACAGAGCAGUCUAAGAAACAGCUAGUUAAACACACCUCCCCACAUAUGAAUCAUACACACUCAUCCCUACCGGUGUAAAAGGAAGCGCAACUCUUCUCCCACUCUGAUUGGCUGGUUAGCUCUUGCAGAGGGCGGGGCUUGCAUUUUUAUGUCCCUGAUUGAAAGCACUGGUGUCAUCUGACUGCACCGCCCCUCUGCUCAGGGCUGUCAUAGGAAUGUAACGCACCCCCAGCUGCUGUGUGGGGGUGUUUGAUCUUCUGCUUCCAGAAUGGCAGCAGCGUCUGCGUGAAGGGCUGCCGUCCUCAGACCUGGACACGUUCAGGACGUCUGCGUGGUUUCAUCCCCGAGGACAUCUCUGGGCACUGUUUUCCGCUCCCAGCAGGGAUUUUACAUCACCAGGAAGGGGAAGUUUCUGCUUCCGUUGGCUGGUGAGCUGCAGGGUGAAGGCUGAACCUGGACCUGAAUCUGCACUGUUCUCCACGUUCUACUUGCUGUGGUGUCUUUUAAUUCGCUGUUUGGGGUGUUUUUGCACAGAAGGAUUUUUCUCUUAGAGCUAACUUUGUGCCAUUUGAUCAUUUUCAUGAACAAUCAGCAUUCGGUCCUGCAUCGUGGUCCUGGAGAUGCAACUGAGGCGUCAGGAAAGUUCUGUAGGAAUGUACAGGUGUCAUGUUGAGACUCAAACCAGCGUCGACUGUGAAACCCGACACUAACACUCCACAGCACCAAAUUUUCACUCAUAUAAAACCACAUUUAAUGUUUUAUUCUCACUCAUCAGGCUGGCAUUUAGUAGAUAAAGAACAUUUAACGUGUUGUUCAUCUGAGGUUGUAUUUACCUCAUUUCAUGACCUGAUCAGACCAGAGGAUUUCAUCUCUGUGGUUCAACCCUGGUACGUUCUUUUUCACAUGACUGUAAAUGCUUUUUACUUCAGAUGGAGGGAACAAACAUCCUUCAAAGACAAGUUUAACAACAUCUUUGUAUGGUUAAGAAUUUUUUAUUUGUGGGAACGAGUGGUGCUGACGUCGAGAUGAGUAAAAAGGUAACAAGCUGCUGGUUUGAGUCCAUGCAUGAGAUUUUUAGAAAUGUAUACAAGAAAACAGGUUGGUCCUUUCAGAUGUAGGUUCUGAUCCAAGUUUAUGCAUCUACAUGGAUUUAGGAGCAGUCGCCCAGAAACCCACAGGUGGACUGAAGAUCACAAGCCCGAUUCCUCCUGAGCUGAACAGAGUCCAUGUUCAGGGUUUUAUUUGAUCCACUUUCACAUUAUUUACUCAAAAACUAAUUCUAAGAAAUGACAACGUAAUAAACAGAUUAAGAUAUGAAGCAGAGAAUGAAGUGGCUGGAUGAUAGUAUUUAAAUUUUCUGUAAGGAAAUUUACGUAAAAGUGCUGCAGUAUUUCAUGCUGCCUCUUCCAGUAACGCAUUUGGCUGCCUGUGAUCUAAGGAUUAGUGGGUAGCCUGUGAGGUUCAACUCGGGGCAAAGGAACCUGUGUAAAAUGAAAGCAUUCAAACUGUAUGAGAUCGCUAUGGCAACAAAGUCUCAUCACCCUCUUUGUUACAAAAAAUGAUUUUAUAUAGGAUGUUUUGUUUUUUCAAGGUGAAACUGUAUGUGUGUUCUGAAGAUUUCAUGUGUUUUUGUUUCAUUAUUUACCGUUUGUGUCAUUACAAAAGCACCUGAUGUUUAUGAUUUCAGAAAUUCAAUUGAACAAAUCUCUGAAAUGAAAAUAAGGACAUAAAAGGCUUCUGGUGUGCUGCACAUGAACAGUUUCAGGUUAUUAUGGCAACAGUAAAGAUGCACGGCCCAAUCGUAUGCUGCAUUCAGGUGCUGCCUGCUAUAAAAACCAUGCCUGGAAGACCAAAACAUGGCCUUUCAGCAUCACAUGAUAAUUUAAUAAAGUUUAUUCAAACUCACUGUGUUUGUGUUAGAUAAUAAAGAUGAACAGAAUCUA